Molecule: messenger RNA, 1170 nt
Organism: Colias croceus (clouded yellow)
Lineage: Eukaryota; Metazoa; Arthropoda; Insecta; Lepidoptera; Pieridae
Product: pickpocket protein 11-like
Exons: 9
Coding region: 171-1046 (291 amino acids)
Biological process (GO): sodium ion transmembrane transport
Cellular component (GO): membrane
Molecular function (GO): ligand-gated sodium channel activity
Source: RefSeq, a predicted model, not a curated record
GCGACAUUACUUUACUGUGGAGAGCAUUAUGGAAGAGGUACAUCAAACGUGUGAAGAUUUGCUCCUCCACUGUUCCUUCAACAGAAAGGCCAAAGAUUGCAGCGAGCUGUUCAGACUGAUCAAAACUUACGAGGGACAUUGCUGUGCUUUCAACUAUGCAGCUUUGAACGAUGACACCGUCGAUGCUGCAGAUGAUGAUGAUGACAUCGAAAGGUAUGAUGAUGAAUCGGAGAAUGAGCAGAGCAGCAACAUCAUUGUCACUUCAGAGUCAGGAAGGUACAAGAGGUUCAGGCCUCGGCGUGGUGCUGAAUGUAGAGCCCAAUGACUAUGGAAACUGGUCAUUAGUACCAUUUUAUGGAGCAAAGAUCCUAGUAUGCGACCCGAACGACUACCCAGAAGUGACAGUACUAUACAAAUACGUCGGUAUCGGUGUAUCUCUGGACAUAAAAGUCCAACCAAUGAUCUUCCAGAGUGACGACGAAAUCCGACGCAUUGACGUCGAGAAGCGCGGCUGCAUCUUCCAUGACGAGGGUCUGCUUGAACAUACUGACAGAUAUUCCACGGAGACCUGUAUUACUGAGUGCAGGAUGAAAAUGUUUCUUACUAAUUGUGGUUGUAUACCGUAUAAAUAUCCUAAAGAACGAGAAACUCGCAUCUGUGAAUUCAAAGAUCUGGAAUGCUUGAACAAAUUUAGAGCAAGAGGCAUGGUACUCGACGACUGUACUCAGGUCUGCUACAUGGAGUGCCGCGACAAGCGGUACGCUAUCACAAGCGAUGUCAUGCCACUGGUCCCUGACUUCUAUCCUUACGAUAUUAUUAAAGAUCACAACUUGAGCGAAAUAACAACUCUACAAGUAUACUUCGACAAGUCAACGUGUAACUGUUACAAACAGAUGCUUCUCAUGGACCUUAGUUAUUUUAUCGCGACUUAUGGCGGCAUUUUUUCGCUGAGCUUCGGUGCGUCACUCCUCACAUGUUUUGAGAUAUUUUAUUUAUUUACCAGCUUUCUGAUGAAGUAUGUGUGGAAUACAAUUAAAGACAAAUAGUUUAAGGUUUUAGUGUGAUGUGUAUGCCUUUUUAAAUGUAUAGAAGCAAUUUUAAAAUAAGGAUAAUGCACAAAUCGAGAUCUUAUUUAUGUAAAAACAACUAUAUAAAUACGUAUCAAAUGUA